Messenger RNA from Microsporum canis CBS 113480, 1605 nucleotides. RefSeq names its product prenylcysteine oxidase. The transcript is spliced from 2 exons. The record is from RefSeq and is a predicted model, not a curated record. Lineage: Eukaryota; Fungi; Ascomycota; Eurotiomycetes; Onygenales; Arthrodermataceae. Gene Ontology annotation, biological process: prenylcysteine catabolic process; prenylated protein catabolic process. The coding region runs from base 1 to 1605 and encodes 534 amino acids. Gene Ontology annotation, molecular function: prenylcysteine oxidase activity.
AUGCAUACCAUCCGCUUUACCGUUGUUUUCUAUUUGCUCCUGCUGUCAAACUUCGUCUUGUCGCAGGAAGUGCAGCAACCAUUAGGAGCAGAGACACCAGUCGCCUCCAAGAAACCAAAAAUGGUUGCAGUAAUCGGUGCUGGGUCUGGAGGGACGUCUGCAGCUUACUAUCUCCGAACUUAUGCCGAUUACUUCUCCGUUCCCAUAAACAUCACGAUAUUCGAACAAUCGUCAUAUGUUGGUGGACGAUCAACCACCGUUGAUGUCUUCGAUGAUCCAUCCCUACCCAUAGAGCUGGGGGCAUCGAUAUUUGUCGAGGUGAAUAGAAAUCUCAUGAAAGCUGCAAAGAACUUUGGCCUCACAAUCCAAGGUGCCGGAGAUACCCGACCAAAGGAGGCAACGGACAGUUUGGGUGUAUGGGAUGGAAGUAAAUUCGUAUUUCAGCAGAGAGAGGGCAACUACAGAUGGUGGAACAUUGUGCAACUUCUCUGGAAGUACGGAUGGGCUCCAAUGAGAACCCAAGAUUUAAUGAAGUCCACAAUUGGCAAGUUUCUGAAAUUAUACCGAUACCCGCUAUUUCCAUGGAAGAAUCUUUCUGAGGCCGCACGAAGUAGUGGGCUGAUCGAGUCAACCUGGGCCACGGGAGCAGAGUUCUUGAAGGACAACCACAUAUCAGAAACAUUCUCGAGAGAGGUAAUUCAAGCAAGUACUCGCGUGAACUAUGGCCAAAACCUUCCUCUCAUACAUGGGCUGGAGACCAUGGUAUGCAUGGCAGCGCAAGGUGCGGUCUCAGUCCGGGGAGGAAACUGGCAGAUAUUUCGUGGUAUGGCAGAAGCAUCCAAGGCUGUCUUGAAACUUGGAUCUAAAGUUACAAGCUUGAAAAAUCGAGACAAUAGCGCCUACACCAUCUCCUAUAAUACAAAGACCAACACAACAGAGGAAGAAGUGUUCGACAAUGUCGUGAUAGCCGCUCCACUUCAGUUCUCGAAUAUUGAGCUCGAGCCUACUCUCAAUAAGCCGGAUGAAAUCCCUUAUGUCAAGCUACAUGUCACUCUCUUCUCAUCGCCUCAUAGACUGUCUCCUAAAUACUUCAACCUCCCACUUAGUGCCACGGUGCCUGAAACCGUUCUCACCACCUUACCCAAGGGCCUUAACCUGGGAUCUCGCCGUGAUGGGGUUGGGCCUACUGGAUUUUGGAGUAUAAGUACUCUUCGCAAGGUGCAGCCGCCAGCGAAACAAAAGGCUGAUGUCCCAGAUCACUAUGUUUACAAGAUCUUCUCUCCCGAACCACUGAACGCAAUGUUCCUAUCAGGCAUUCUGGGACUAGAGGGGCCGACAAAUGGAUCGAUCACAGAUUUUUCAAAGUCAGACAUCAGCUGGAGCCAUGAGAAAGUGUGGCACUCAUAUCCUGUGCUAUACCCGCGGGUGACAUUCGAAGACAUCCAGCUAGCUCCGAACCUAUGGUACACUAGUGGGAUCGAAAGCCUGAUCUCAACCAUGGAGACGAGCUCUCUUUCUGGAAUGAACGUCGCUGCUCUGAUGGUUUCCCAGUGGACGGAAGACUUUGAUCCAAAGAUGAAUAUUUUGGAAGGAGAUCCUCAUUAG